Molecule: messenger RNA, 3276 nt
Organism: Mycotypha africana
Lineage: Eukaryota; Fungi; Mucoromycota; Mucoromycetes; Mucorales; Mycotyphaceae
Product: C2 domain-containing protein
Exons: 12
Coding region: 1-3276 (1091 amino acids)
Molecular function (GO): lipid binding
Source: RefSeq, a predicted model, not a curated record
AUGAACAAUUUUAUCGAAAAAUUCUGGCUGAUAUUUGAGCCAGUCUUGAGUGCACUGGUUGUUGAAAACUUGGACAACUAUAUCACGGACUAUUUACCAUCAUUUUUGGAUUCCAUUCGCUUGUCAACAUUUACUUUGGGCUCAAAGCCGUUCCGAGUUGAAACAAUCAAAACCUACGCCGACGCUGAGCCGGACACUGUGUCUAUGGACUGUAAAGUAUCAUUUAUUUCGCAUGAUCUAAGUGAUUUAUCUUCUGAAGAAUUGAAUAGCAAAGUGAACCCUAAAAUUAUAAUGCAGGUGCGUUUCGGAGGUCGACGUGUUGGUGCAGGAUUUCCUGUCCUAUUGGAGGAUUUAACCUUUGCAGGCCAUUUAAGGGUCAAAAUCAAGCUUAUGAGUCGAUACCCCUUCAUGAAAACACUUGAAGUUAGCUUUUUGGAUAAACCCGAAUUUGACUACGUUUUAAAACCUCUGGGAACAGAUACCUUUGGAUUGGAUGUCAACUUUAUCCCAGGUUUGCAGAGCUUCAUUCGUGAGCAAGUGCAUAACAUUCUAGGUCCUUUGAUGUACGCGCCUAACGUUCUUACUGUCGAUGCUGAAAAAGUUUUAGCUGGUGAUUUCGAUUUUUCUUCUGCAAACGGACUGCUCGCAGUAACAGUUUACUCAGCUGAACGCAUAAAAAAUAUUGAUGAUCUUGUCGAUGAAGCACCCAACCCUUACGUUCGAUUUUAUUUGGACCAUGGACAAGAGUUGGAUCGCACUUCAGUCUGCGAAAAUACUUAUUCACCCGUUUGGAAUGAGACACGGUAUCUCAAGCUGAAUAACUUGAAUUCUCUUUUAUCUAUGGAAUUGAAAACUUCUCGAAACGGAUUCAAAGAUAGACGUUUGGCGACAGCUAAUUUCGAUCUGUCUCAGCUGGAUGAUGAAAGUCAGGCUGAACAGGAGGGAUUGAACCUAUUGUUAUUGCGUAAUGGCAAGCAUGUGAGUGAUCUUCGCGUGGAUAUUCGCUAUUUGCCUAUUUCCAAAUCUACGAAACGGGAUGACGGUACUAUUGAGCCUGCUGUUGAUUCUAACUCUGGUGUUCUUCGCUUAGUCAUUCAUGAAUGCCGUGAUCUCCAGUCACUUCAUGGCAGUAUCAGCCCCUUUGUUCGUAUCAUUGUCAAUGGAGUUGAAAAAAAGAAAACAGCUGUUAUGAAAAACAAACGAGAUCCUAAAUACGAAGAACCUUACGAAAUUGUGGUUUUGGACAAAACAAGCUUUUUUAUACGAGCUGAGAUUAUAGAUCAUGCUAACAAUGACAAGUUAUUGGGCACUUUCACUUCUUACUUAUCAGAUAUGAUGCAACUACAAACAACAAACUCCAGUUGGUGGAAGCUCAUGCAUGAGGACAAACAAGUUGGAGAGUUGCGGUUAAGCGCAGAAUGGAAGCCAGUGAUGAUGACAGGUCUUUCAGAUAUCGCUAAUAUUCAUGGCUUUGAUCAAGCACCUAUUGGUGCUAUACGCUUCACCUUUUGGGAAGCUCGCGACCUGCGUAAUGCUGGUAUGGGAGGCAAGAGUGAUCCCUAUAUUCGUGUGUUAUCCGGCUCCCAAAUAAGAGCUCGUACUGAAGUUGUUGAAAAUAAUCUUAAUCCAGAAUGGGGUGCAAGUCUAUAUGUACCUGUCCAUUCUCUCAAGGAGAUUUUUGUACUCGAAGCCAUGGACUGGAAUGCAAAGUCGAAGGAUAAAUCAUUGGGUAUGACGGAAUUUAAGGCGUCUGAAAUUAUUCAACAACAAAUAGGCAACCAAAGUGUCAACCCUGAUGUAUGGUAUGAAGCGAACGCAGCCAACUUUAACAAGCGUAGUACUAAAGGCGAGCUUCACUUUUCUGCCGAGUUCUUCCCAGUACUUACUUUACCAAACACCAACGAUACCCAUAAUGUUGCAACUGUAUCUGCAAUGCCUUUGCGAGGACUUCACGGUUCUUAUAUUCGAUAUACACCUGAUGACUUGGUAGAUCUUGGUUCCUAUAAUUCAGGUGUUCUGAAAAUUAAGAUAAUGGACGUACAACUCUCCAGCACUGCCUAUUGUUAUUGUCAGGUUAUUGUGGACUCGCUUAUGCCUUGUUACAAAACUGCCAAGCUACGUGGUUUUGAUUUAAAAUUCGAUGAAUAUGCCGAUGCCUUUAUCAAAGAGGCUGACUUUUCGCGAAUUGCUAUUGAGGUUAAACCUGCGCAUUCUACUGAAAAAGAUAUUCAUAAGUUAGGUCAUUGGAUAGAUUCUGGAUCGGCUAUCAUCCGUCGUAUCAUGAAACGCAAACGUUUAGGAUUAGCUGAUGACGAUGAAGGCACUUGGUUCAAUUUAAUAGGAACAGAUGGCCCAGCCAGAAUUAAGCUUAGUUUUAGAUAUGAUCCCAUGGAAAGCUUCGUGCUAAACCCCGAUGAGAGCUUAGACAAUCAAGGUAAUUUGACGGUGGAUCUUCUCAGCGCUAAAAAUCUUAUGGCUGCCGAUAAGUCGGGUACAAGUGACCCUUAUGUUGUCUUUACGGUCAACGGCGAAAAAGUGCAUAAAAGUGAAACCAUAAAGAAAACUCUAAACCCUAAAUGGCGUAACGAACGGUUUACCGUCCCUAUUCAAUCGAGAGUUACCGCAAGUAUUAGAAUCGAAGUAUUUGAUUGGAACCAAGUCAAGGGCCAUACAAGCAUCGGCUCUGGUGGUAUCACUCUGCGCGGUGACGCUGUUGAAUCCUUUGGUUCACGUCUAGUUGAUAUACCCCUCGAUGGUAUUGCAGGUGUUUCAGGCACUGUGCAGGUUCGUUUUACAUGGCAGCCACAAUUGUUAGCUUCUAAUAAGCGGCAGAAAACAUCGGUACUAGCAACAACACGUACUUACCUUCAUGACGAUGUUAAUCUUGAAGCAUCAGGUCCACUUAUCCGUGAUUCUCGAUUGACAGUUGGUACAGAAUCUAAUCAAUCACGAGCAAGUUUCGAUGAUAAUGCAUCUAUAAGUGCACUCAGCUUUGCUGACACAGCAGCCUUAAGUGACGCCACUGGUAAACCAGGUAUUGUAACGAUAACACUUAUCGAAGCUCGUGGUUUACGUGGCCCUUUCGUUUUUGAUUUUAAGGUCAAGGACCAUAACAAAUUUAAAUCAUCCGUCGAUCUUGGUCAUAGCACGAUCAAUAUUUGGGAUUUGAUUAAGCCGGAUCUACCUGGCGGUGAUACCUUUAGUCAAUGGUUACCAUUAUUCCCUCCUGGAAGCGGUGAGAUUGCGGUACAUGUUCAGUUUAAACCAACUAUGUGA